Messenger RNA from Drosophila sulfurigaster albostrigata, 1098 nucleotides. Its product is annotated as longitudinals lacking protein, isoforms A/B/D/L-like. The record is from RefSeq and is a predicted model, not a curated record. NCBI's taxonomy places the organism in Eukaryota, Metazoa, Arthropoda, Insecta, Diptera, Drosophilidae. Bases 1 to 1098 code for a protein of 365 amino acids. The transcript has a single exon.
AUGCCGUUGGUGACACUCCGCGAGGGAGUUCAACCUUUGAUCUUUCCCACUGAUCUGUCGGUGGACAAGCAACUCAGCAGCAUAGCUGGCACUGGCACUAAGGGAACAACAUCAGCAGCCACAUCAGUUGACAGCGUUGCCAGUGAGCACAAAUCGCCUGUGAAUUCCAUACGCUUAAAGAUUGAACCUGGAGCGGCGGGGAAAAGCAGCGAAAAGCAGCACAAGAUUUAUCCCGGCGGUGGUGGCAAGUUGAAGCAUCUGUCCGAGGAGGAGGCCACAGCACUUAUGCUCAAAGCUGUUGCCGAGAAACGCGCCGCUGCUGCCGUCUCCAGUAAUAGCUGCGAUCGUAGCUAUGGCGAUGAGAAUCCCAGCUCAGCAACUGUUGCUGCUGCUGUUGGAGGCAACAGCAAUGAUUAUCCGGCCACUUUGAGCGGAGCUGUGACCUUUGCCGAUGUCGGUGGACCGGCGGCGGGUCUAUGCCAUAUUAAUAUACUGAACAGCAUCAGCGCCAUGAACAAUCUCAUCAGCGGCAACACAUCAACACCAACUGCUGGCGGCGGCAACAGCAACAGUGGAGGAGGAGGCAGCCUGAAUGUCUCGUUGAACUCGAGCGCCGGUGGCAGCAUCAAUAAUAGCCUUGACAACGGUGCUGGACACCCGUGUCCGGUGUGUGGGCGUGUCUAUAAGCUGAAGUCAUCGCUGCGCAAUCAUCAGAAAUGGGAAUGCGGCAAGGAGCCGCAAUUCCAGUGCCCCUUCUGUGUGUAUCGGGCCAAGCAAAAGAUGCACAUUGGCCGCCACAUGGAGCGCAUGCACAAGGAGAAAUUCCAACUGGAGGAUGACAAGAGUUUCAUCGCCAGCAUCAUUGGCAACAAUGCAGUUGGCGGUGGCAGCAACAGCGGCGGUGGCAGUGGCAGUGGCGGUGGCAGUGCUGUUAGCGGUGGCGGUGGCAUGGAUACGGAAAGCGGCAAUGCAGCAGCCACAGCAGCUGUGGCAGCUGCAGCUGCAGCUGCGGCUUUGGCCAGUGUUCCUGAAUUGCAGACGCAUUUCUCACCUCAUGAGCAUGGAAUGGAAGCAAAAAACCUAAAGUUUGAAAACUAA